UUUGUUUGACUAUCCAACUUGAGCACAGGGUAUUCCUCGCUACAUCUCUGUGCUCCUCCCAGAGGUAAUUCCUCCUCUGGUCACUGCUGUGGAUACACAACCAGACUGUCUCCAGGCACUACAGUCAUAUGCAAGGCAAGGUUGUUGUUGCCAGCCUUCAUGUCAUGUUUGCAGAUAUCUUUGUAAUGCAAAGUUGGUCUGCCAAUGGACCUGGAGCUAACUCCCCAUAGAACAAAUCCUUGGGGAUCCUGCCAUCUUCUAUUCUGUGGUAAUGACCAAGCCAAAGUAGAUAUGGCUGAGACAGGAGUGGAACAUGUGUAUAUUAAUGGAAAUUGUCCUUUGCCUACAACAGAAAUUAUGUAGGAUAUUCUUGGAUAUUGGUUUAAGUCCAUGGCAGGACUGGGCAACCUUUGACCUUGGACUCCAACUCCCAUCAUCUAGGACUAGGGCUGAUGGGAGCUGCAGCACAACAUAUGGAGAGUAACAUGUUCACUAUCUCUGGUCUAUGGAAAGGGCCCUCACAGUCUCACUUUCUCUGUGCAAUCCUAAAUAUAAUGGACUUUUCUCACUAGAAACAAUAGGAUAAAGCAUGCAUAAAAUACCGUAUUUUUCCAUGUAUAAGACUAGGGGUUUUUUAACCCAAAAAUUAGGUUUCAAAUUGGGGCUCGUCUUAUACACGGGUAGUGCUGAGGGGCGUUUUCUUAAUUUGGAGUCCCCCAAAAAUUGUUGUUGUUGUUUAGUCAUUUAGUCGUGUCCGACUCUUCGUGACCCCAUGGACCAGAGCAUGCCAGGCACUCCUGUCUUCACCCCCAAAAUAGGGGGUGUCUUAUACAUGGGGAUGUCUUAUACACAGAAAAAUACAGUAAUCUAGUAUUACAGUAGCAAAGCCCCCAUUUUGAAGGGGGCUUCUUUGCUGGUGGUGAGGGCAACAGUUUUAGCAUUUCUGCCAGGCAAUGGAGAGUUGUCAUUCCAGGAAGAUUCUAGAAGAAGUUGAAUUUACCUCACCACCAACUACCAGCAUUCUUGGUUUUCUGCUGGGUUCAUAGCUGAAUCUUCUUUGGCUCUUGAAGAACACAGGAAGCUGCCUUAUACCAAGUCAGAACAAUGGGCUGUGUAGCUCAGCACCAGCAGCAACUCUCCAGGGUUUCAGACAGAGGGCACCCCAAUUUACCUGAGGCAUUGGACCUCAGGGCUUUUGCAUGCAAAGCAGAUGCUCUACUAGUGAGCUGCAGCCCUUCACUACACCAUCAGACCACUGAACCAUCUAGCUCAAUACUGUCUGCACUGAUUGUCUGCAACUCUCUGGGGAUUUUAGAUAGGGGUCUUUCUCAGCCCUUCCUGGAGAUGCCAGGGAUUGAAACUGGGGCUUUCUGCAUAAAAUGUAAAUGUUCUACCACUGAGAUACUGCCCAUCUCAUUCAACCUUCUUCCUCAUCCCAAGUAGACCAUUCAUUCCAAUGUGAAACGAAGAUUCCUGGCAGACAAGCACUACUGCACCAACUCUGGGAAGACAUGAGACAGAGAAACAAUGAUUAGUCCAAGAUAGAGCCCUGAGACCCUUGUCAAGCAAGAAUCCCCCAGCUCAGAAAUCUUGACAGGCUAUACUGCUAGAAUUGGCAAAACAGUGAAUGUAUCUGCUGAAGAAUAAUCUCCUAGCUGUAGUUAUUACUAUCAUUAGCUUUACAGCUAUUUGGGGAUAUUACUGGCCUUUUGGUGUGUUUUAUGUCUAUUUAAUUUUCUGUAUUUUUAAUUAUUAAUUAUUGAAUUGUUAAUUUAGUGUUGUAAACAGUAUUAUCAUUUUAAUUAUGUAUCAUGAUUACUGUAUUGUCUUCAGACUGUUAUUUGGUUGCAAACCACUUUGAGCAGAAAUUUGUAGAAAACGCAACAUGGGAAAAGAAGCAAGCUUGUGCAUAGGGCUGGCCCACCCAUGAGGCAAGGUAAGGUGACUGCCUCAGGCAGCAGGAUCCAGAGGGGCAGCAGAUGUCAAUGUAGAUCUUUAUUCCCCUCCUUGUUCCUGAUGUAGAUCUUCACUUACUCCUUCUUCCCUAGUGAGGAGAAGGGCACCAUUUUGUGGUUGGUUUCAGGUGCCAAAAUGUAUUGGGUUGGCCCUGUUUGUUUUGUGUUUGUACAUUGUGUUUAGGAUUGCAGUCUAUAUGUCAUUCAAUGAGCUGGAUCCAUGUGGGUGUACAGAAAAAUCUACUUGUAAUGUAUUGAGCUGAGUGGUCAAGGUAAGAAAUGUGGCUCAGAAAAUAUAUUUCAUUAUGAGAAAUUCAAAUGAAUCAACUUCAUUGGUCUGGAUGGUCUUUAAAGGAGGAGGAGAAGCUGGUGGUCUGUGUAUUAUUAACUCUUCAGGAUCUAUAAGUUGUGGCAAUGAUUGUGUGAUUAACUAUGGACCCCUGUUUUCCCCAGCUGCCCCCCCCCCAUAUUCAUGUCUGGCUGAGAUCCCUUUUGAUACUGGAUUAAGAAAACUGAAUACAGCUCAACAAGCUCUAAUCGAUGCCUCCAAAAUUGAUAUUCAGGAAACAUCCCCACUUUGCUUCUAAACAAAUAAUUUCAUCAUAAGAUAAUUCUCAGCAAAACUACAAUACAUUUUCACAAUGUGUUAUGGGAGCUGGGGCUAUUCAGUUCUAAAUAAUGGUUUCUUCACUCGACAAGUAAAUUGAAAUUGAUUGGUUUCAGUCUCCUGUGCAGAAGCACACAAUACCUAUGCACAGCGAUGCGAUUGACUUCAGCACAACAGACCCCAGCCUUCCAUUCUCAAGGACCCAGGGCAGAAUUUUGCAAUCACUCCCCUUCUGUACUGGAAUCUUUGUGAACCUUGACUCUCUUUAAAUGUCAGCUUGUGACAACAAUACCUUUACAGAAGGGGAAUUGGCCUCUUGUGUCGGAAAGUAGAAUCCUGCAUGUGGAUAUAGGGCAAAACAAGAAGAGUUUUUUAAAACAAUAAAAAUGAUGAAUUAAAUGAAAAGGUUAUGCACCUCCUUUAUACAUUAUAGGCGAAAUAGAUUAAAAAGUCUUGGCUAUACAGAGAGAAUGUGGCAAUCAGUUCAACCUUCUGUGUGUUUGUGCAAGAUGAAGCAGUCUUACACACAUUUACGUGAAAGUAAGAUGUAUUGAACUUAAUGAAACUGUUUCCAGACAUGAUAGCAUUGUGCUGUAUAUGUAUGCAGUACACCUCACAGACACCCCAGUUACCAAGAAAGAAACACCACUUUUCAUUUACCCCUCCCCCAGGGUCUCAUUCCUGUUUAGUCACCACCAGUUCUGACCCUUGAAGUUACAUGUGGAAUUGCUGCUGCUGCUGCUGCUGCUGCUGUUGUUGUUGUUUUGGCCUGAAUAUGGGUCACUUUACACUUGCCUAUACGGAAUUGCAUUUACCAUUUUACUGCCCAUUCAGCCAGUUUUGAGAGGUCCUUUUGGAGCUCUUCAUAGUUUUUGUUUGUUUGUUUGCUUGCUUGCUUUAACAACCCUGAACAAUUUAGUAUUAUCAGCAAACUUGGCCAUAUCUCUUCUCUCUCUUAACCCUAGACAGUGGUGUAGAAAGUGGGGUGCAGUGGGUGCAGGCUGCCCCAGGGGGGUGACAAAAUGGCAAAAAUAUGGUGUGUGGUUUUUUAAAAAAUGGGGCUCACGAAUCUUUUUAGUUCAGUCAACAAACGUAAUGAAACGCGGCUGGCAGCAUGCCUGAUCCACACUUCUCUCCUGGGAGUGACAUGGUGGCUUGGGCGCCUGCAGGCUCCAUGGCAGCAUGGGGCAUGCGUCCGCCCACCGCCUCUCCUUCAGCUGCCCUACAGCUGAGGGGGAGGCAGCAGAGAGGCUUUGCACAGUGUGCCCUGCCCUGGCUUGCCCCGUCCUCAUGGGCUCCACCCCCAGGUGCAGGGCGCGUGCACUACCCUGGGCACCCGAGCGGCUAGCUACGCCGUUGACUCUAGAUAACCUAUUUACAAGUUACAAAGCACAGGUUGCAAUUCUGAGCCAUUGGGAACUCCACGUUCUACAUCCCUUCAUCAGAAUUCUCCAUUUAUUCCUGCUCUCUGCUUCCUUUUAUGCAACCAGUUUCUGAUUCACAAGAGGACUUCACCUGUUAUCCCAUGACUGCUAAACUUACUCAGGAAUCUUUGGUGAAAUACUUGGUUGAAAGCUUUUUGAAAUUCCAAGUACACUAUGGGUUUUGUGUUUUGUUUUUUAUAUAAUUUUUAUUCAUUUUUAAACAUAUUAAUUGUCAUACAUACCACAAAGUUUUACAUCUUAUACAAUCUUUUUGUACUUCCAUCAACACCUCUGCUGAUCCCCCAUUUUUAUCAUUUCUUCUGCAUUUCUUAAGUUCAUAUUGCCUUUAAUUAUCUUCACUAAUGUCUCCCUUUUUAUCCAAUUAUGCAAUAAUUCAAAUUAUUCACCUCACAAAACUUCUUGCAAACCUACAAAUGUAAUCUGGUCAUCACAAUUACUUUUCAAAUAGUCCGUAAAUUUACACCAAUCUUCUGUGAAUCUCUGAUCCCGCUGGUUUUGAAUUCCUCCUGUUAGCUUGUCUAAUUCUAUUUGUCCAUCAAUUUCAUCCUCCAAUCUUCUUUGGUCCCGCUGGUUUCGAAUUCUUCCUGUUAGUUUGUCUAGUUCUGCAUAGUCCAUCAAUUUCAUCCUCCAAUCUUCUUUCGUCGGUAAUUCUUCUUGUUUCUAUUUUUGUGCCAAUAAUAUUCUUGCUGCCGUCAUUGCAUAUAAAAACAGCUUACAGUCCUUUCUAUUUAUAUCAUCUCCUACAAUGCCCAGUAAAAAUGCUUCUGGUUUCUUAAUAAAUGUAUAUUUCAAGUACACUAUGGCAACUGGAUAAUCUCUUAUAUGUUUGUUGAUAUUCUUAAAGAACUGUAAAAGGUUUGUGAGACAGGGCUUAACCUUGCAGAAGCCAUGCUGGUUCUGUUUCAGCAAAUACUGGUGUUGAGAGAUGAAAUUCUAGGCCUAAGAGACAAUAAAUAAAUAAAUGGACAAUUCACCAUGUCUGGAUGGCAUCCACUCGAUUGUUCUCAAAGAAUUCAAAUGUGGAAUUGCUGAUUUUCUAACAGUUUCUUGGGUUGCUGAGUUUGUUUUUCUAAGCGCUCGUGAAAAUUCAUCAGCAUUUUAGAAAUAAUUUCUCCUAAUAUACAUAUUUUUGUAUGCCAUUUUUCUUAUAUACACAUUGUACAAGCACAUUAUUUCAUCUCAUUUUUAGUAAUACAUUGUUACACAUAUUUUCCCCCAACAUACACAUUUCUGUACAAACUGUUUGGAGAACUGCAUUGAAAAAGAUGCAUAAAUGUGAAUUUUGAAGUAUAAGCUGGAUUUGGUUUGCAUAUAUUAAAAGAAAGUGUAAAUCAGGUUGAGUUUGCAUGAAAUACUAAAUGAACCGUGUCCUAAGUUGUGAGUUAAAGAAGGCUUACAUUAAUUUGGGGGUUCUGUAUUUGGUUCUGGUGGUUUACAGUCACAGACAAUGAAAUGAGCAGCUUAAAGAUGGUCUUUCUGUCUACCCAUGAAGGGCAAGUUCUCUUUAUUAAAUUCUAAGUCAUCUUACUCUUCUUCAGAGAUCUGUGAAAAGGAUCUUAUAUUAAUGUUUUAGAAACGUGCAAAUUAAUUUCAGUAUAAUUGUUGAAUUAAUAAGUUAAGAGGUACAUGUUUAAUCAGCCAAAGAUUCUUUCAUUGGCUGACAAUCUUCAUGCAUUAUAUUAGUUUAACAAUUAAGCCAAGCUUAAAAUAGCAAUAGGAAUUCAGUUAGUAAUUGACUGCUUCUUUAUUCAUUCAGCCUCGACCUCCCCAUUACAUGGAAUUCUAUCUUUCUUCUACCUCUUUCAUUCAGAAUCAGCCUAAGAAGGAUGUGAGUCCUACUAGAGUAAGAGUAGGCCUCAACUACUUGAUGCUUUCUCCUCCAGUCAUUUUUUCAGUUCAAAAUCACCCUCCCUACUGUGGGGAAAGACUGGGGUUUCAAGGCUGACAAAAAUCUCAGAAAGUUAUAAAAUAGCUAGUUAUAAAAUAGCUGUAUUUGCUCCUUGGAAAGCCUUUUAUGGCCAGGGGGGGGGUAGUGGAAGUAAAGGUGUGCAUUGUAUGUUUACUGUAUGGCGUGGUGGUUUGAGUGCUGGACUAGGACCUUAAGAGACCAGGAUUCAAAUCCCCACUCAGCCAGAAAGCUCACUGGGUGACCUUGGACCAGUCACUAUCUUUCAGAUCAAGCUACCUCACAGGCUUGUUCUGAGGAGAAAACUGGAGAAACAUGUAUACCCCUUUGAGCUCUUUGGAAGACAGGUGGGAUGUGAAUGUAACAAAUAAACCCACUUGUAUGCACCUUGUUUGCGUUUUAAAGCCUUUCCCAACAGCCUUGCUUUAUGGCAGCCCUGCUUCAUGUCAGAACUAAUUCUGCACACAGGGAUUUCAUUUCUGACUCAAGAGGGCACUUUCUCCUUCACAGGGCUAUUGAUAUCACAGGCUAGCAUUUAUAGAAAGUCUGGGUUCGCAAUGGUUCCACUACAGAAGGAGAAGGGUUGAAGAAUUCUACUGAGUCCAAGCAGGUACCAGCAGCUGGAUUCAGUCAACAUACCAUGUUGUUUUCAAGCACCCUCAGUGAUAAUCUCAGAGUCCAGGUAUGAUGGUUUAUGUCUACCGCCACCUAACAUUCCUUGGCCAGCAGAUUUUUAAAUGGUGCAACGCCUUACAAGAAAACACCCGCACAUACAUUAAUUAUCAGCAUCCAAAACUCUCUCAUUUCAAUCUUUUAGCAAUCCAUGAUAGCUCAGUUGGUGGGGCAUGAGACUCUUAAUCUCAGGGUCGUGGGUUUGAGCCCCACGUCAGGCAAAAGAAUUCUGCAUUGCAGGGGGUUGUACUAGAUUAUCCUCAUGGUCCCUUCCAACACUAAUCCUAUGAUUCACACUCAGGGCCAGCAGUAGACAUUGUGCCAAUGUGCCAUCCAAAGCAACUGCUGUCCCACUUACUUCCUCUGCCCCUUGUCAACUGCACAGCUGCCACUAGCAUGGUAACAGCACUGACCAUGCAUUGACUCCAGCUCCCAGUCCCUUUAUGCUGAGAAAGGUCUAGGGUUCCUUCAGAGCAAGGCAUUCUGGGCAGGGUGGCCCAGAAGAUUGCCUGCUCCACCAUGGCUUGGUUGCCAUGGCCAUCCCUACUUGCACUGGAGCAAUGCCUCUCAAUCUCUCCUACAAUUAGGAGCAUAAGAAACUGCCUCCUACUGAGUAAGGUCACUGAUCCAUUUAACUCAGUAUGGCCUGCUUGGACCUGCAGUGGCUCUCCAGUGAUUCAGGCAGGAUCUUUCUCAACCCUAUCUGGAGGUGUUGGGGAUUGGAAUUGUGAGGUGGGGGUGCUGUUCAGAGAGCUACAGCCCUUCUCCUGUUAAUCACUCUCUCUUAACAAGGAGAGGAGUGGGAUUAUCUGCUGCUGUGGCCUAUACACAUUCACACAAACAUCCACCACUGUCACAUCUUAGAAUACGGAAUUUGGUAGAGUUAGUGGACAAUUCUUUAAAAUACUCUAAUUCCAUUAGCAAUGAAUGAGCUAGGCUGAAAAAACCCUCAGCAUUUGGUUAUUGAUAAAAUCAAUUCAAAUUAAACUACACAUUAGCAUUGCAAUAUUAAUAUGCACAUAUCUGUAUGCAAUUGUCUCUGAUAUACAUAUUCUUGCAACACAUUUUCACUGAUAUAAUUCAUUUUUAAAUGUUAUUUCCACUAAUACAUGCAUUUGUACACUUUACCAUAAAUGUAUUCAUUUUAAUACACGUUACUUAGCUGCAUUUCAAAAUUCAGAGAACUGCACAUUUCAAAGAGGGUAGUGUUUCGUUUCACAUACUGUUGCAGAAAGUAAUUUGAUCUAAAUUUGUCCCCCAUCUCUAGUGAUUGCAUAGCAUUGUUCUGAUGGGGACAUCUGGGUUAAAAACAUAACAGCCUACACUGCUGGAAGUCAACAUCCAGAGACCCAAGGUUGAAGAACCAUAUUCCAGGGUGUUUCUGGGUAAGAGGAUCAUGGCCACUAUCAGGUAGCAGCCAAGGGAGAGUAGUCUGCAGCCAGCCAGUUUUGCUCUAACUUUGAAUAUCACUUUUACCCUCAAAAUUAAUUUGACCCCAUUUUUCCACCUCAAUUUUGACAUGGAAGUUCUCAUUAGAGAACUUUUGUCCCUUCUUAACUGUCCCUGAGACAUGUUGAGCAUAUGCCACUCAGAAAUAAUUCCAGGUAUCCGUCUCUUCAUAAACAGCCUUGUUAAUACCAUCACUUCUAGUAGAUUAAUUUUUUUAAUAUCUUCUCAUUCCAAAUUUAGUGCUGCAUGUAGGAGUUCUUACCUUUUUCCAGGUUACUCAGGCAGAAGUAUUCAUUUAAUUCUCCCAAACGGAGUUAUAAGGGUUUAAAAUUACCUUCACUCUCCUGCCUAACCUUUCUGUCUCUUUGCUCAUUUAUUUCUCAACCAGUGGCAAUGGACUGAUAUAAAAGAUUACACAAUCUGUGUUAAUCAAGCCAUUUGUGCAGAGACAGAAAAUACUGUUUAAUUAAAGGGGGGAGGAGAAAUGUUUAAGGCUGAGAGAGAGAACUGUGCAAGUAUGUCACUGCAUUAACACAAACCACUGAAUGUCACCUAUAUUAAUUUUUGUUUUGUGGAACAUGCAUAUUCUUAGGAUCAAUGUUCUUUAGAAAUACGUUCAAUCUAAAACCUAAAAGCUGUGCUUCUCCGCUAAAACUUCUGCAAAUAUUUAUAUUACUGAAAAGUUGCCUUUUCCUGGCUCCAGAACAUAUUGUUCAGAGGGUGCUAUGUGAGGGUUCACCACUGAAAAGGCCCUCUCUUUAAUCACCACCUCCCCAACCUCUGACAUUCUGAGGGGAGCCUCUGUAGAUGAAAUUUAAGACCCAGGUGAGCUGGUAAGGUGCUGGGGUCCCAAUCUGUGUAAAGCAUUAUAGGGUUUGGGGUGUUUUGUUUUGUUGUUUUUUAAACAACCUUGAAUAAUAUCUUGUGUUAAGAAUACAUGAAGAGCCUGCUGGAUCAGACCACUUGACUGACGUAAGUAGUUAUGCUGCUAGUAGGUUGUUAGGUUUUGUAAGGAAGUUACAAAAGUUGUAAGGAAAUGAAAUAUUGUUUUUUAGUCUUGCUCUUCACUCUGGGAACAUGGUAUCAAUGAAGAGUGGAGAAUAAAUCAUUUAAACAGGAUAAUUAAAUAGUAAAUUAUACUAUGGUAAAACUUGUAUUAAUUGCUCUCCAUUUUUACCCCUGGCCCUGCCUACCAAUUGUUGCCCAUACGGAGAUGCAGCCCUUUGUCUGAAAAAUGUUUCCCCACUACUGCUUUGGUUAAUGAUUGCUGGAGGUUGUAGCCUACUCUAUGCAUUAAGGAUCCCUAUUUGAAGUAUUUGGAGUUUUAAUCAUAUUUAUCUUAUUUACUCUUGUUAUUAAGUGGAACUUUAAUUGCAAAUGUUUAAUUUGGAUGGGUUGCAUGCCCCCCACCCUGAUAUUAUGAUGAAGGGCAGGCUACUUCGAAAUAUUUUAAAUAAAUGCCAGUAAGUAUAAGUAGAAGCAGGAUAUUUUUCCAACUGAGAUUAUUCACUAAGUGAAUCUAUGGGUGAGACAUUGAUGAUUGAGCAGAACAAGAGUGGCUUUAAACUUCACUGCACACACAUAUGGCAUCAGUACAAAAACAAAGCAAAGAUCUGAAUAAUAUCCAGGUGCAACAUUUGUGACAUCUUAUAACUGAGAUGUCUAUUCAGUACUUUAAAUAACUUUUAUCUUUUUAAAGGAAAUCACAUGCUAAAUACGGGGAAAUCUUAGCAAUCAGUAGGAAACUUCAUCCAGGAAACAGCUGUUACAUAUCUUGUGUGUUUGUGUGUAUGUAUAACAUUCAUUUCCAGCUUUGCCCCUUUGAUAGUCUGAUAUUGAAGAAGCAUAUAAUUGUAUUGGGCCCCUCAAUGCCUCUUCUGGAAAAAGUUUGUCAAGCACAACAUUAUCUGCCAUCACCCUCUCUGAUGGUAUGACUAGCCCUGAUCUGGGGCAAAAUCCAGGCAAAGGGGGUUUCAGAAGUAUCCUUGGUUCCUGAGACAUGAGGAAGAUCUCCUUCAGAAGUCCCACUAAGAUUAAUGGAAGCCUUGCAAGACCACCAUAUUGUUCACUUAGCAAUUUGACUAAAAGUUCAGCACAAACUCAGGGUGACUGUUUAGAGCCUGCCAAUGCCCCCUGAGCAAGCACUCUUGUUAUUCUGGAAGUAAUUGUGAAUGUUAAAAGGUAUGAUGUGAGCUUUGCUACAAAAAGAAAUACAUAACACUAAAAAUACCCCAGUGAUCCAUGCACGUUGCCAUCGUGUCUGACAAAUUCAAUUAAGUCAGUCAUACAUCAUUUCCCCCAGUGUUAUCGAUAGAGACACAGCAGUAUUGAAUUUUAAUUAUUCAGCACGUAUCGAUCCUACAAUAAUUUGGCGAGAAUGAUUUUCGAGUUGUCAGUCCCCUCAAGAGGCAACAGCUAUUAUCUAAUUAUAUAUCACACAGUGUCAUUUGAGCAAAAAGGGAAAAAGUCCUGCAAAUUUUUACAGACAAGAGACUCACACAUAGCUCACAGUGACACGAGUGGCUGUAAAGAAGAAGUGGCAAUGGCCUUUUCAUUUGUAUUGAGAGGGGGAAAUGCCAUGUCAGAAUUACACUUUGGAGAAGUUCACAUUUUAUACAAUUCACUCGACAAUUGCUGAGCAAAGGCCUUCUUCCACAGAUCCAUGCGGGCAUACAGCUAUGUGCAGUGAUAUCUCCAUUCCGUAACCUGUUAUCACUUAUGAUCAUCUCUCUCUGAAGUUGAACAAAGGAAAUUAUUGAGCCAUGAGUAGCCCCACGAUACACACAGCAUUAAUCACAUGUAAUUUCCCCAUGGGGCUAAAUGCAGCUGGGAAGACAAGGAAUUUAGAAGCAGAAUACUGACAAGGGGGAAAGAGUACAUACUCCUUUAAAAAAAUAAAUGCUGUUCUAACUUUUAAAAGAUGUUGCUCAAGUUUUAAAAAAUGGAACAUGGGGAAAACAACAUGGGAUUAACAACAUGGCCUCCAACUCCCAUCAGCCCCAGCCAAAACGGCCAACAGUCAGGGAAGAUGGAAACUGUAAUCCAGCCACCUGUGUGGCAGAUGCACGUGUGGUGGCCUUGCUCCUGAAAGAAUAAUUGGUCAUACAGCCACACGUUGUGAAUGCAAGGUGCCCUAAGGCAGUGUUCUUUGACCUUUGGAGCCCAGAUGUUGUUGAACUUCAACUCUCAUCACUCCUAAUCAUUGACUAGGCUGGCUGAAGAACAUAUUACCGGUUGUGGAUGUGGGUAAAAUUCCUUCCCAGGCCCAUCAACUAGCAGCUAACAGAAGUCUGAAAAAGAGGCUGAAAUCCGAGGGAGGGAAGAUAAGGGUUGACUAGUGAUAAGAAGAGGAUGCACUGCACUCAGAGCUGUACCUAGGUGAUCUUGUGCCCCUGGCAGAACCGUCCAGAUUGCGCCCCCUAGCCACAAACAAAUUAGCUCUUCUCUCCGCCUCUCCUCCAACCCCCCCCCCACCGCACCCAUUCAUUUCCUCACACACUUCACCUUGUAAUGAAUUCUGAUUAAAGGAGGACACCAAGAUGGAGAAGGCUGACCUAGAUGACAUUAUAUAGGAGUCUCCCUACUUAUGCACAGGUUACAUUCCAGGACCCUGCAUGCAUGUGAAAUCGCAUAAAGUAGGGAGCACCCCUCUUUAAUAGGGAGAAGGGCAUGGGAGCCAAUUCCUUGGGGCCAAGUUUCCUUCACUCCCCUAAAAUAUUUGAGGAGGUCCCCCCCGCCCAGUUAAUGGGCAUUGCCAUUCAAAUAGUGUGUGUGUGUGUGUGUGUGUGUGUGUGUGUGUGUGCGCUCCAUCUCUUGAUUAUACAGCCCUGACUGCACUCCCAUUCCUGACUUUUAAGGUCAGGGGAGAGCUGAACAUGAUGGAAGGUUUCCCUUGCCCAACCCAGCCCUAUUCCUACUCAGGCAGUAACCAGCACCUAGUUGACCCCCAGGCAACAUGGAAUGACUUAUGCUUCAGCAGAAUUGGGUGCUGGGCAGGGAGGUAGCAGAGGCCCCUCCCAUUAUUACUGUGUGUAAUGCACAAAGUGCCCCAUCCCAGGGGCAUAGGAAGGGGGUGCAAGGGGUGUGGGUCACCCUGGGUGUCAUUCUGAAGGGGGUGACAUUCGGGGUGGCCCCCGCCUGCCCAUGACUCCCCCAAGUUCGGCAAGCAGUGAAGCAGCUGCUGCAGCUCUCCCCCUUCCCCCCGGCUUGCUGUAGGCUUGGAAGUCACGGGGGGCUGCUGAAUGUCACCCCCUUUCAGCCCAACCCAAGACUCCCCCAAGCCCAGCGAGUGGCAAAGCAGUGAGCACAAGCGAGAAAAGCGACGAAGCAGCUGCUGCAGCUCUCCCCCUUCCCCAGCUCACUGUAAGCUUGGGAGUCGUGGGGGGUGCCGAAUGUCACCCCCCCUUCAGCAUGAAGGAGGUAACAUUUGGCGACCCCCAGCCCCUGGGAUGAUCGCAGUGUUGCGCCGAUUGGCCCCUUGAAUGAAUCUCCCUGCCCCUUGGGCGAUCACCUCAUGCCCGGGUGCACGGCAUGUGUGCUGCUCUGGGUGCUCCACCCAGCUCCGCCACUGCCCCAUCCCACUUAUGUGGUUGAAACUGAUUAUGCCUAUACACUGAUGCAAAGGCUGCUGAAAUUGUUAAUACUCAACAUUCCACCAGUCUUUAUCUAAUCAAAGCAUUAUGGUCUGAGGGAUUUUAAGUGUCCUAGUUCAAACUCCCCCUAAAGCCUUGACCUUCCUUCUUGGUUAUAUAGGAACAAGAUAACUCUUUCUCUCUCUCUUUUGCUCUCUCAUGCACAUAGAAGGUAUCGACUUUCCAGGACUACCCUACACUUUUGUUAGACUUCUAUGUUCCACUUAAUGCAUAGCAUGCAACUAUGCUAUCUUCUUAGUCUUAAAUGAACUGAGCCAGACCCUGCAGCAAACUUUUAAGGCCUUUCUUUGUGUGACACCACACACACACACACACACACACACACACACGGAGGGUGGCAACACAAGAAUGGGACUUUUCAGCAGUGUCCCCUUGCUUAUGGAAUGCUUUCUCCAGAGAGGCAUGCCUGACACCAUCUUCAUCCUUAGGCAGCUAGCAAAUAUUUUUCUCUUUAUCUAGGCUUGUGGCCCUUAAUUUGAAGGACGGCAUUGUGGCCUCUUUUCAUGGGGACAGGACCCGUAGAUCUGCUUUCUAUUUGUAUAGCUGUGUCUUUAGGUUUUUAUUGAUAUUCUUAAUUGGUUCUAAGUCACUUUGGGUCACUCUGCAAGAAGAGGAACCAACAAAUACAAUAAUUAAAAAUUAAUUGCAACUGCAAGGAGCGGUGGUUAUCAAGAUAACAGUGUGUGGGGAGGUGUGGUUUAUCCCUUCUGUCCCUAGCCAUGAACACCCACCACCCAAUAUAUCUCUCACCACCCCUCUUAGACCAGAGGGCAUCAUUAAACUGUUCCCAUUUGCACCAUUGGAAGGGAGGGAUGCUACUGAGUCUCAUAUCCAGGCAAUAUCCAGCAGUUGCUGCUGGGGAGGGGAGUAAUACACUUCACUCCCCUGUGUGGAGGGGUUGUAUCCAACUAAGUUCUACUCAGAGUAGACCCACUGAAAUUGAUGGGCCAAGUUAGUCAUUGCCAUUCAUUUCAGUGGGUCUACUCUGAGUAGGACUAUCAUUGGAUACAACCCAAGAAUUCCCCUAACCCCACAUUAGCUGCAAUGAAGGAAAAAAGGAGACAUAGUUGCACAGCAUAUUUAUGUGUAACAUGUAGUCUGACUCUUUGCAGUGAAAGAGGACUCAGCAACAUCCAUCAAUUACGGUAUAUUGCUAUAACUGCAUUAUAAACAUGUGGCACCAGAUGAUGAUGUAGAGCAGUGAUUUGCCGCCAAUGGGAUUUUCCAUUGACAGCUUUUAUUAGGUGUUUUUCUAUAGCGUUUUUUAAAUCAGUAUACAGUAGAUCUAACCAGCCCGUCUGUGUUAGAUCUCCUGAGCUUAACAAGUCUUGCACAAUUCCCCUUCCCCAAAUCCUCCUUGCAUUUUUGGUGUGUGUUUUCCCCCCAGCAGACAGACCCUCUGCUUAGCUUUCAAACGCUCUUCUGCCUAGCUACAUUUUUCAACUUCUCAGCUGGAUGCCAACUCUUGCACUGCACAACCCCUGAACUCAGGGUGAUUCCAGAAGUGAUCGUGCUGGGAUGAACUCAGCUGGAAUGAACACACACACACACACACACACACACACACACACAUUCUUCAUAAAGACAAAUGGCACAGCAAUACUCUUUUGGAAAUGGCUUUAUAUAGCAAGGACAGAAAUAAGCAGCUGACCACAGCUUCCUCCAACAGUGUUGUCUAGAGGGCUAGAUUGCAGCAAAUGUUACCUUGAGAGGUUUCUUUCCUUUUUUCUGCAAAAACCUUAUAAUAUAGAAACAGAUAUAAAAUAAAUGGUGGGUGAACAGAGCCUCCAAACGGGGUGGUUAAAUAUUUAGAAAAUGACACUCAACUCCCACUCACUUCAAAUGGAGACACAUUUUUUAAAAAUGUAAAAGGUUACUGCUGGUUUGAGGGCAAUUUAGGAACUACUGUAGAUAUAUUUUUCAUAUUGAAAGAGAGACAUUCAAAAAAAUCUGGACCAUCUGAAAAAAUUGAGAGGGAAAUGACAUCAGGAAUUCAGCACAGAAGACUGGAAUGGCAAACUUGUGCAAAACAAGAGUUACAUAUUGUAAUUGCUAACAGGUUAGUACUUAUUUAAGUGGAUGUGAGCAUAUAUGUCAGAUUCAUUGCCACCUUGAAGAUUCUCUGUAUUCUUCGUUAUAAUGUGAGUUUGUAUUUCCCCUUUCCUAUAAUCUGAGUAAAGUUGCUGCAUAUGCCCCUGAUUUGUAUAUGGGGUGAAAUAUUGCAGUUCAACAACCUCUGGAUGCCACCACACUGGCAACCUGUGGUGUAGAUCAGAGUAGAACUGGAGAGACUUUGAAAUUCAGUCAUUUUCUCUCUGCUUAACCAACCUUACAAGGUUGUUGUGAGAAUUAAAAUGGUGGGGAGUAGAAAAGCAUAUAUGUCAUAUUGUGAGCUGUAAGCAGGAGGGUGACUUAUGAAUAUAGUGAAGAAACAGAGCCCAUGGCCACAAUCCCAAGUAUUCAUCAGCAUGGAAACACUCAACAGAAUAUUGAGGAUAGGGGUGGGGAGUGGCUCAAGCGGAACUUUUCUACAAUGCGUACCUUGUGAUUCCUAAGCAUUUGUCCAUACUGCUAAAUAAUGGGUGCUUGCUGAGAUUAUCCAUUGGCAAAGGAAAUAUACUCUGUAUAGGCUGACGAGUGCUCUUAUUAAAUGACAUGAUGAGUCUUGCUACUGGAAAUUGAUCACCUUGGGUUCCAAUUAAUACCUGACUGUUCCAAUAAUUAUUUCAGAACAUUUUUCUUUAUAAAAGAGAGAGAGAGAAAGAAAGAAAAGAAGGAAAGAAGCAGUUUAAAACCUGCCAAGUUGUUCAGAGCCCCAAUCGUCACAUUUCCUUCAGUAAAUGUGAGCAGCUUUCCAACAGAAGCUCACAGGUGCACCUGAGAUCAACAUCUAGCUGA
Podarcis lilfordi (Lilford's wall lizard) is the source of this 15584-nucleotide messenger RNA. The record is from the annotation of a GenBank genome assembly. NCBI's taxonomy places the organism in Eukaryota, Metazoa, Chordata, Lepidosauria, Squamata, Lacertidae.